Molecule: messenger RNA, 660 nt
Organism: Drosophila eugracilis
Lineage: Eukaryota; Metazoa; Arthropoda; Insecta; Diptera; Drosophilidae
Exons: 3
Coding region: 1-660 (219 amino acids)
Source: RefSeq, a predicted model, not a curated record
AUGUCCAGCUACCAACUGACUUUGAUUUUCGGCAUGGCCAUCCUGUGGACCGUGGUUAGCGGCACCACCCAACCGCCUAGCACCAGGCGACCACCGAUCACCUCCGCUCGUCCCACUGCCCGGAGGUGUCCCCUCUUCCCGGAGGUCUGCUCCAAGACCAGUCCCAAGGUCUGCGGCAGGACACCGCGUGGAGAAUGCCAGCGUUUCGAGAACAUCUGCCAUCUGAUGCUGGCCAAUGUUCUAAGGAACCCCGAGGGUAUAAGGCAUACCCGCGACCUUGACUGCCGCAAUGUUAAGGGCGUUGGCCCUGCCCACCGCCGUCCCUGCUACAAUCCCUGCCCGGCCCGUCCCGUCGUCUGCCAGAGGUCGCCCCCUAGCCAGCACAUCUGCGUGAGGAGCAGAAACAACCGGCAGUGCAAGGUUCUGGCCAACAAUUGCCAGUUGCGUAACCAAAACUGCCACAGCCAGCCCAGGAACAACUGGCUACGCACCGAUAAGAGGCGCUGCGGCCAGCUGCAGUUGGGUGAUAAGCCCCAGGCCUGCACCAGGAUUCCACGACGAACUACACCCAGAACCACCCGCACUACGCGCACCACACGCCGCCCUCGCACCACCACCAGCACCAGCACCAGCACCACCACCACUGCCAGACCUGUCUAA